AAAGAGUCAUUCUCGCGACACAACGCCAACUCUCGCGAGACGUUCCCUCUUGUCCGCUGCAUCUUCUCAUUCCGCUGCCUGAGAUAGUCACUUGAGCCGACUGACCGCAAAAGAGAGGUUCAUACCGACUCAGCUUCACUUUCGUAGUGAAACCUCGGAAGCCCUCACAACACAAGAAGCCAGACUGCUAGGUUUCUCAACUCUCGCGAAGGUUUGUCCGUCCGCCCCCGGAGUAAUUUUCUCGAAGCUACGCGAGACUUCGUCGCUCCGUUUCUUUUCCCGGCGUAGCGCCUCACGUUUGGGUGAGGUAUCGCGAGAGUGAAACAGUGCCGUGACGUCAGCCCUGGUGACCGCGGAGCGUCUCCCCCUAGCAACAGGGAGGGAGUCGGCCGCGCGGGCUGCAGGGGCAGUAGGAAGAAGAUGCGCCGGUACGACGAGCCAGCAAUAGGCGUCGGGGCGGGUUCCGUUGCCGUAGCAACGUCCCGGCAGGGCGGUAGCCCGUGAGUGGCUCUGGUUACGGUGACGUCCCAUCGUCGGCGCUCUGCGGGUCGCAGGUUCCACGGUUGCCGUGGCAACGGUUACCCGAGGCCCCUGGCAACAGGAGCGGCGGUUGCCAUAACGACAGAAGCCCAGGGCCGCACAGGUAAAAGGUAUCUUGAAACCCAUCCUCCUGCACAGCAUCUAUUGUUUGGAUUUUCAGAUAGAUAUGAAGUACCUGUUUCUAUUAAUGGAUGAGCCACAUGAAUGUGAAUUUGCUACCAUAGAGGAGUUAACCUUUUGAGAAUGCAGUAACAUCUUCAGCACUGAAUCGUUCUUGCACUGUGCGAUGGCAGGGGUGUCACUGUGUGAGCCUACGGAACUGUACAAUUUGUUGAAUCAGUGCACAAAGAUCUCUAGACUGGCAGAACCAAACUAUCUGUGUUUACUGGAUGCUCGUACAAAGAGAGAGUACAAUGAAAGCCACUUGAUGACGGCAAUACGAGUCAAAACAAAUCCGCUGGGCAAAUACAUGGUACCUCCAUCUAUCAACCUGGAGUGUGUCAGGCACUGUGUGGUGUACGAUGGCAUAACGGACUCGGUGGAGGCGGCCUUCGACAUUGAUUACGAUGUGUAUGAAGUGGAUAAAGACCUGAAACCGUACGACAAAGGGGCCGACAUCACAGGACUGAGGCACAAGCCGUCAGCUGACUAUAAUGCUGUGGAAGGAUCCGCAGCUCGCUGCGCCAGGGUCAUGCAGCGCUUCACCCGCUUUCCAGUCCUGGUCCUGAGAGGUGGCUACGAACGGUUCACGGCCAUUUACCAUUAUCUCAGGACCCAGAAGAUCUUCUGGAUGCCUCGGGAGCUGGAAGCCUUUAAGCCCUAUCCAGUGGAAAUCCUCCCUGCUAAACUCUACAUGGGAAAUUAUGCCCAGGCCUGCGACAGUCAGAUACAGAAGGACCUGAAAAUCAAGGCCCAUAUCAAUGUCUCCGAAGAAGCCGGCACAUUUUUCCUUAAUGACAGCAAGCAACUCCUUCACAUUCCUGUUCCAGAUUCUCCAGAGGCAAAGAUCUUCCCACACUUUAGUGACAUUUGCCACUUUAUCGACAAUCACAUUCACAAGGAAGCAGUCCUGGUUUUCUCCACCUUGGGGAUAAGUCGAAGCAGCACAGUGGUCAUGGCGUACCUCAUCCAUUCCUGCAGGCUUUACUUAAAGAAUGCUUGGACCUACGUCCUGAAGUGUAAAAGUAACAUGCGGCCAAACAGGGGCUUUGUGCAACAGCUUUCUGAAUGGGAGGAGCGGAUCUACCUUACUGCAAUCACUGAUAUCUCUGAACCGAAUUAUUGACCCACCACGGCUCCGGAAACAUUGCUUUGUGGGGCAGCUUCCUUCCUUGAAUGCAGUUCGGUUAGCGCUGGCUGAUGGGUGGCUGGGGGAUGGCAAAAGCUACAUCUCAAGGCUGUUAAAAAAAAUAGCUUCCCCUUUUGUGUUAUUGUCCCGUUUGUAUUCUCAUGCUGUUCUCUGCCCUUUGUACAGUGUUGAGUGAAGUUUGCAUUUCUGUUUGUGUUAUUCAAAAAUAAAUACAUUACACUUUCAUUCUUUA
Messenger RNA from Varanus komodoensis (Komodo dragon), 2081 nucleotides. RefSeq names its product serine/threonine/tyrosine interacting like 1 (gene STYXL1). The coding region runs from base 827 to 1825 and encodes 332 amino acids. The transcript has 10 exons. Lineage: Eukaryota; Metazoa; Chordata; Lepidosauria; Squamata; Varanidae. Gene Ontology annotation, cellular component: mitochondrion. Gene Ontology annotation, biological process: positive regulation of intrinsic apoptotic signaling pathway; protein dephosphorylation; negative regulation of cytoplasmic stress granule assembly. Gene Ontology annotation, molecular function: protein phosphatase inhibitor activity; protein tyrosine/serine/threonine phosphatase activity; pseudophosphatase activity. The record is from RefSeq and is a predicted model, not a curated record.